Molecule: messenger RNA, 561 nt
Organism: Dentiscutata erythropus
Lineage: Eukaryota; Fungi; Glomeromycota; Glomeromycetes; Diversisporales; Gigasporaceae
Source: the annotation of a GenBank genome assembly
AUGGGACGUGAUCGAGGUGAUUUAUCAGAAAAAGAAUUUAACAAAACUAUUAAUACCCUCAACAAUUUGAAAAUUAAAGUAAAAGGAUUGAUUAGUCAAUAUUUAAGACUUGAAAAAAGAAACAAAUUUUUAAAAACUGAACAUGGACUUUUAAAAACUGAAAAUGAAAGGCUAUUUAGCGAAAAUAAAAAUUUACAAAUUGAAAAGGAACAAUAUAAAGCAGCUGUUAAACAUUCAGUUGAAGUAGCUACUAGAAGUGAAAAUGUAUAUAAGAAUGAAAUUCAUAAUUAUAAAGAAGCGAUUCAAGAUAUCUAUGAUCAAAUUGAUAACUUAGCAACUAAUAAAUUGCCUGCUGUAAUUUGUUAUUCAAAUUUCGAAGAAGCAAAUGAUCAUUCUGAACCAAGAAUACAUGAAAUUGACGAUACUGAAAAUAUCAUUAAUUCAGAACCUUCAUUUUAUCGCUCAUAUUCAUUUUACGAUCAAUCUACUUCUGAAAAUUAUUAUCAAGAAUCAACUUCUAAAAGUAAUAUUAUCGAAGAAUCUCUGAAUAACAAUUUAUAA